AGGGUUUUGGUCGGGGGCAGGGAAACUCUAAACAAAUUUGCAGAAGCCUGUGAGAAAGGCAGCGAGUGUUAAACUGCAUUAGGGGAUAUCGGGUAGCAUUGAUUGUUGAGUGAAAUAUAAGACUAGAAAGAAGUUACAGAAAUAAGAGAAAGGAAGUAUAGUGCACUUUAGAAAGGGAGGGGUGCAGUGUCUUUUUGCUUGUUUAGAAGUCACAUCUGGGUCUUUCACUGGUCAGACUGCUUUGGUCUCUACGGCCAGCAGAUUGCAAGAAGACAUUAAUAGCACGGACAAAACCAUGAGGACUAAAACUCAGGUUCCUGAGGAAAACACGACACCCUUAAACCCACCAAAGCCAGAGCCUGCAAAACGCACAAAACUCAUGACUGCCCCAAAGACUCAGAAGCCGAAAGGGCCAAACAAGAAGAAGAUCAUCAUUACAGUCCUGAUGGUGGUGGUCGUUCUGGCAAUUUUGGGUGUGGCUGCUUUCCUCAUCAAGCAGUUGAUCGACAGCAAGUAUUUCUUCUGCACAAAAUCAUGGAAGUUCAUCCCGCUGGAGAAGAUGUGCGAUGGGAAAAAGGACUGCAGUGAAGCCGAAGAUGAGUCUGCCUGCGUCACCAUGUUUAAACCCAACACCACCUUUCCUUUACGACUGUACUCUGCCAGUAAUGUGCUUCAGGUAUUGAGUCCUAGUGAUAACACAUGGAAAAGUGUGUGUUCAGAGAGUUUCACGCAGCAACAUGCUGAGACUGCCUGUCAGCUGCUGGGAUAUUCAGUUUCUCCGGUUUUCAGCAGCAUCCCAGUGGGUCCUCUGCCGUCUGAUCUGAAGAUGUCUUUCUGCAUGGUGGGCACAACCAAACCACAGACUUUCCAAUCCACUGCAUCAGAUCGUAAGGUAUGCAGUACGGGAACUGUCAUCACAUUAUCAUGCUCCGCAGACUGUGGUUUGUCCAGAAACCAGGACCGGAUUGUAGGCGGAAAGGAUGCUGACAUUGCGAACUGGCCCUGGCAGGUCAGCUUGCAGUAUAGUGGCCAGCACACAUGCGGAGGAUCACUGGUGACUCCAAACUGGGUUGUCACUGCAGCCCACUGCUUCAAUGGGGAUGGCAGAAAGGCUCUGAGCCGCUGGAGUGUCGUCUCAGGAAUCACGUAUCUGAGUUCUUCUCCAUCUUCGUAUGUGAAAGAAAUCAUCGUCAACAGCAAUUACAACCCAACAGAAAGUGACUUUGACAUUACAAUGAUCAAACUCCAGUCUCCCAUCACUGUGUCAGAAUCUCGUAGACCAGUGUGUUUACCUCCUCAAAACCUCGGUCUAAAGGGAGGAGACGGCUUAGUUGUGACCGGCUGGGGUCAUAUGGCAGAAAAAGGAGGUAGUUUGUCUUCAAUGCUGCAGAAGGCUCAGAUCCAGGUCAUAGACAGCGCUCAGUGCUCCAGUCCAGCAGUGUACGGCUCUUCCAUCACUCCCAGGAUGAUCUGUGCUGGUGUUAUGGCUGGAGGAGUGGAUGCUUGCCAGGGUGAUAGCGGUGGUCCACUGGUGUACUUGGCUGACCGCUGGGUGCUAGUGGGAGUAGUCAGCUGGGGUGUAGGUUGUGCCAGACCAGGUUUUCCCGGUGUUUACACUAAUGUGGACCAGAUGCUUGACUGGGCCCAUUCAGUAAUGCAGACAUACAAGUGAGUUUGUGAUGGAAAAAAUAAAGAGAAAGACUAUUUAAGAUGUACUUCAGGAAUUUUGGUGAGGAGUCGCUGGAAGAGUUUUUGGUCCUCAUGCUCAGGGUCUUCAAGGUGCCAUGAGAAAGAUUUUGCACAUAUAUGUACAUAAUAAAAACAUGUGAACUACCACUUUAUUUGGGAACACAGCAAUGCAAUCUUAAAGUAACAGUACUCACUGUCUUGUCUUACUUUAAACACACUCAUUGUUCUGAACGAGUUUUUGUCUUCUGUAAAACCUAAAAGGGGAUGUUUUGAAGAAUGUUUGCUCUGCUCUUCUGCAUACAAUGAAAGCUGAUGGAAACCACACUCUUAACCCACUAAAUAGUUCUCUUAUGAAGAACUUUAUUUAUUUUCACCGAAAAGAGCCUUUUGUUGAAUGGAGGGAUUACAUGAAAGUUUUAAGACGUUUCAUGGAACCACAGACAAUAAAGAAGCUUUAUUUUUGUAGUUAUAUUUAAAUUUUCUUUCAUUGUAUAGCAAAGAGCAGCUUGGACAUUCCUGUAUUUUCAGCAGGAGGGUAAAAAUAGCGUUGUGUUGUGCACGUCAAGACUACAGCCACAAGAGGGUGCUGUUACUUGCUUUUUAGUUGUUUAUUUUCUUAUAUUGUUUGAAAUUUUACUGUCCUAACGACUUUUAUAUCGGGUCCAUGUUGCUAAAUCUUGAAUCAAAACCUGUGCUCAUUUACUCAUAUUGUGUAAUAUUAUAAAGGUAAUGACAAGUUAUGGACUUAUUACAGAAGCCAACUCUUGUGUGCACAGGUCAGCAUUACAUGAUGAAUGCGACAUGGAUGUCAUGUUUUUCCAUUUCCACGUUGGUAUUCAGAGUUAAGACAUUUGGCUUUUGAUGUUUAAACUGUAGGCUACACAAAUGCGGAAUUUAACUUGUUAACUUAUGGCUGUUGGUUUUGGAUUUUGGAUAUGAAUGGGGCUCUGUUGACAUUCGUUCAGUGUCACAUCACCAGUUUUAACUGAAUUGACACAUUGUUAAAUAUGUUGCUUUGCAAAUACUGUACAUACUUGUGUAUGCCAUCUUCGUUUUAAUAAAGUAAAAUGUUGUAAA
This is a messenger RNA of Danio aesculapii, 2766 nucleotides long. RefSeq names its product transmembrane protease serine 4-like. Gene Ontology annotation, biological process: proteolysis. The transcript has 13 exons. The coding region runs from base 296 to 1672 and encodes 458 amino acids. Gene Ontology annotation, cellular component: membrane. Gene Ontology annotation, molecular function: protein binding; serine-type endopeptidase activity. Lineage: Eukaryota; Metazoa; Chordata; Actinopteri; Cypriniformes; Danionidae. The record is from RefSeq and is a predicted model, not a curated record.